Messenger RNA from Cannabis sativa, 812 nucleotides. Its product is annotated as protein TIFY 5A. The record is from RefSeq and is a predicted model, not a curated record. Gene Ontology annotation, biological process: response to wounding; regulation of jasmonic acid mediated signaling pathway; regulation of defense response. The coding region runs from base 114 to 581 and encodes 155 amino acids. The transcript has 3 exons. Gene Ontology annotation, cellular component: nucleus. Lineage: Eukaryota; Viridiplantae; Streptophyta; Magnoliopsida; Rosales; Cannabaceae.
UUUUUAUUAUCAAACUCAAAAACAUCUUCUUCUUCUUCUUCAUAUUUUCUUUUUUUCUCUCUUUAUUCUAAAUUAUAUUAAGUAUAUUUGUAAGAAAUAAUAGUUGCUGAAAUAUGAGGAGGAAUUGCAAUUUGGAGCUUCAACUUGUCCCAGCUGCUUUUUCAGUUGCUGAUCUUAAUUCUAACUACCCUAUUCACAAUUCCAUGAAAAUUGAAGAUGAUGAUGAUGGGUAUUCGAAUAAAAAUAGUAAUAUGAUGAUGAACAACAGAAGUAGUACUACAAAUCAAAAUCAGCCACUUACAAUUUUCUACAAUGGAAAGAUUUGUGUUUGUGAUGUAACUGAGUUUCAGGCUAGAGCCAUUAUUCUUCUUGCAAGUAGAGAAAUGGAGGAGAGAUUAAAGACACCAAGGGGGGUGGCGGCAGCAAUAGCGACAACACCGGUGUCAGAGCCGUGCUCACCGAGCAUUCAGUCACCGAUUUACAGCCCAACGGCGGCUCUUUCAAUGAAGAGAUCACUCCAAAGAUUUCUCCAAAAACGCAAGCACAGAGCUCAAGCCACCUCUCCUUAUUACCAUCACUAGAAUUAAUUAUUAAUAAUCAUUAUAUAUUUUAAUUACGUUUGUUAAUUAAUUAUAUAUAAAAUUAUUGGGGUCUUAAUUAAUUUUCUUGUAACAAUUUUCUUAAUUAGAAUAUGAUAAACAAAUUUUUCUUUUAUUAUUUUUUUUCUUCUUCUUUUAAUAUUUUGAGGGCUGCUCUUGUAAAUUAUUAAUCUUCAUUAAUCAUAUAUAGAAUUUCAAAUUUUAGAUUUCAAA